AUGGGAAGUGGCCAGCUCCAUUACUCUGUCCUGGAAGAAUCCCAGCAUGGCACCUUCGUUGGCCGCAUUGCCCAGGAUCUGGGGCUGCAGGUGGAGGAGCUUAUGCCCCGGAUGUUCCGGAUGAUAUCCCAAGGCCAUGAGGACUACUUAGAGGUAAAUGUCCAAAAUGGAAUUUUAUUUGUUAAUUCCCGGAUAGAUCGAGAGGAGAUGUGCGCCAAGAUCCUUGUAUGCAUGAUUCACCUGGAGGUGAUCCUGGAUAAACCAUUGAGAGUCUUUCAUGUGGAAGUGGAGAUCAAGGAUAUCAAUGACAAUGCUCCUAUAUUCCCAGCUGCUGGGCAAACCCUGAUUGUUCCUGAAUCUAGACUUCCAGGUUCAUCCUUCCCACUAGAGGGAGCUUCUGAUGACGAUAUUGGUUCAAACUCUCAUCUCAGCUACAAACUCAGUCCCAAUGAGUAUUUCACCUUGGAUGUUCAAAACAAUGAGAAGCAUGGUGAGUCUUUAGUUCUUGUGUUAAAGAAACCUCUUGAUCGAGAAUUAACUCACGUAUACAAUUUAUUGCUUACGGCCACUGAUGGAGGGAAACCAGAGCAAACUGGCACAGCUCAGUUGCUAAUCAGUGUGCUGGAUACGAAUGAUAAUGCACCAGUUUUUAAUCAGUCUGUGUAUCAAGUUAAAGUUUUUGAAAAUGCAAAAAUAGGAACAUUAAUAAUCUGUCUCAAUGCAACAGAUCUUGAUGAAGGAAUUAACAAAGACAUUAUAUAUUCAAUUCGAAGUGUUAACCCACAGAAUUUAGGUGCACUGAUCAGUUUAGAUUCAAGUAAUGGACAAAUCACAUUAAAUGGAGAACUUGAUUUUGAAAGUAUUAAGUUAGGUGAAAUUAGGGUAGAAGCAACAGACAAAGGCUCCCCACCAAUGAAAGGACAUUGCAAAGUCCUGAUUGAGGUCUUGGAUGUGAAUGACAAUGCUCCUGAGAUAUCAGUCUCAUCACUGUCAGUGCCAGUGCCAGAGGACUCCCCACUAGGGACAGUGGUGGCCUUGCUCAGCAUUUCUGACAGAGAUGUUGGUGCCAAUGGACAAGUAAGCUGCUCCUUGUGGCCACCUGGCCUCCCCUUCAAGCUGAUGUCCAACUUCAAGAAUUAUUAUUCACUGGUGAUAGCUCAGCCUCUGGAUCGGGAGAAAGUAGCUGAAUAUAGACUGUUGGUGAUGGCACAAGAUCAAGGGGAGCCAUUGCUGUCAACCAGCAGCAGUCUGGUUGUGCCCAUCAGUGAUGUAAAUGACAAUGCACCUACAUUUGCACAACCCUCCUACAUGGUCUUUGUGAAGGAGAACAACCCACCGGGUGCUCACAUCUUCACUGUGUCUGCCUCAGACCUAGAUGUGGCUGAGAACGCUCUGGUUAGCUACUCGAUGGAUGACAAGCUUUGGCCACUGACAAGCUACAUCUCGGUGCACUCGGAGAGUGGGAAGGUCUAUGCCUUGCAACCCUUGGACUAUGAGGAGCUGAAGCUGCUGGAGUUCCAAGUGAGGGCCAAGGAUGCUGGGCUGCCCUCCCUGUGUGGCAAUGUGACUAUUCAGGUCUUUGUGGUGGAUGAGAAUGAUAAUGCACCAGCAGUGUCUGAGCCAGAGGAGGCUCCCAUCUUGCUGGCAGCCCCACUAGAAGCUGGACAUGUAGUGGGAAAGAUCCGUGCCUUGGAUGCUGACUCAGGCUACAAUGCAUGGCUGCGCUAUGAAUUGCAUGAUGCGAAAAGUGGUCCUUGGCGCGUUGGGUUAUACAGUGGUGAGAUCAGUACAACCCAAGUCCUGGAUGAGACAGAAGGUGGCAGCAGCCAGAAUCUGCUGAUAGUAGUGAAGGAUCAUGGCAAACCAGUGUUGUCAGCCACAGUCACAUUCAGUGUAUCACUAAUAUCAAGUGCUCAGGCUGUUCACACUGAUACCCGGCUUCCCAUGUUGGGAGUGAACUCAGGAUCCUUGGCGGACAAUUCCAAUAUCUACCUGAUCAUUGCCAUCUGCUCAGUUUCCACAUUGUUUCUGCUGGCAAUCAUUGUGUAUAUGGCUCUGCGAUGCCAGUGUCAACCCAAGGAGCCCGUGAUGUAUGGCCCUGGCACAGCCACACUGGUUUGUGCCAGCGAAGUGGGCAGCUGGUCCUAUUCAAAUCGCCACAGCCAUAUCCUGGCAGCUCCAGCUGGGGAGGCUGGUGCCAAGAAUGACCUCAUGGUUUUUACCCCCAACAUACCUAUCUUUUCAGAGAAUGGGGAACUGCAGAAUGGAAAGGAGCUGGUCCCAAAUAUAUCUGGGCAGGUGAGAUGUAAAGAGAGUUUGCUUUCUUUAAUUUUUCUGAUGUGUUAUCAUGUGGAGUCACUAGCAACAUAA
Messenger RNA from Podarcis lilfordi (Lilford's wall lizard), 2370 nucleotides. The record is from the annotation of a GenBank genome assembly. NCBI's taxonomy places the organism in Eukaryota, Metazoa, Chordata, Lepidosauria, Squamata, Lacertidae.